AUGGAUGAACUCGAAGAAGCGAUCCGUGUGUCUCGCCAGGAAGUUCAAGCGACUCCUGAUCACCAUCCUGAUAUCUUAGGGCGAUUGAAUAACCUCGGAGGCAAGCUCACAAGUCGUUACGAACGAACCCGCCAGAUGGAAGAUCUCGAGGAGGCGAUCCGGGUGUCUCGCAGUGCGCUCCAGACCAUUCCUGAUGGCCAUGGUGAUCUUAGAGUGUUGUUGGAUAACCUCUCAAGCAUGCUCAAACGUCAAUACGAUCGAACCGGACAGAUAGAAGUCCUUGAGGAAGCGAUUCAGGUCUCUCGCCAGGCGGUCCGGGCCACUCCUGACGGUCAUCAUGAUCUUGUGGUACUGUUGAAUAACCUUGCAAUCAAGCUUGAAAUUCGAUACGAUCAAACUGGUCUGAUGGGAGAUCUCGAAGAGGCAAUUCGUCUACUCCGACAGGCGGUCCAGGCCACUCCUGAUAGCCAUCAUGAUCUUGCAGCAUUGUUGAAUAACCUUGGGAACAAGCUUGGAAAUCGAUACAAACAAACCGGACAGAUAGAAGACCUUGAGGAGGCUAUCCGUCUAUGUUGUGAGGCAGUUCGGGCAACUCCUAAUAACCAUCCCGACCUAGCAGGGUGGUUGAAUAACCUUGGGAACAAGCUUGAAAGUCGAUACUAUCGAACCAAACAGAUAGAAGACCUUGAGGAGGCUAUUAGUCUAUGUCGUAAGGCAGUUCAGGCAACUCCUAAUAACCAUCCCAACCUAGCAGGGUGGUUGAAUAACCUUGGAAACAAGCUCGCAAGUCGAUACGAACGAACAGGUCAGACAGAAGACCUUGAAGAGGCGAUACGUCUGUUUCGCCAGUCAAUUCAGGCUACUCAUAAUCACCCGGACCUUGCCGGGCUGUUGAAUAAUCUUGGAAGAGGGCUUUCACGUCGAUUUAAACAAACAGGUCAGACAGAGGACCUUGAGGAGGCUAUCCGGGUAUCUUACCAGGCAGUCCAAGCCACUCCCAAUGGCCAUUCAAAUCUUCCAGUGAUGUUACACAAUCUCGGUAACAACCUUAAAACCAGAUGGGAUUUAACUAAACAGAAUGAAGAUCUCGAGGAAGCGAUCCGGAUAUCUCGCCAGGCGGUUCAGGUCACUCCUAAAAAUCACCCCAAUCUUCUAACUUUGUUGAAUAACCUCCGAAACAAGCUGGACAAUCAAUACAGGCAAACUGGCAACAUUGAAGACCUUGAUGAUACAAUCCGGGUGUCUCGCCAGGCAGUCGAAGCUAUUCCUAUAAACAAUUCCAACCUUGCGGGGUUGCUAGACAACCUUGGAAACAAGCUCGCAAGCCGGUCCGAACGCACAGGACAUACGGAAGACCUCGAGGAGGCGAUCCGGGUGUCUUACCAGGCAGUCCAAGCCACUCCCGAUGAUCAUCCAGAUCUUCCAGCUCGGUUAAAUAACCUCGGAAGCAAACUUAAAGGUCGAUACAAUCAAAAUGGACAGACGGAGGACCUUGAGGAGGCGAUCCGGGUGUCUCGCCAGGCGGUUCAGGCCACCCCUGACGGCCAUCAUAAUCUUGUAAUAUUGUUGAAUAGCCUUGGGAACAAGCUUGAGGUUCGAUACAAACGAACCAGACAGAUAGAAGACCUUGAGGAGGCUAUCAGUCUAUGUCGUAAGGCAGUUCAGGCAACUCCUAAUAACCAUCCCAACCUAGCAGGGUGGUUGAAUAACCUUGGAAACAAGCUUGCAAGUCGAUACGAACGAACAGGUCAGACAGAAGACCUUGAAGAGGCGAUAAAUCUAUUGCGCCAAUCAGUUCAGGCUACUUCUGAUGGCCAUCCUGAUCUUCCAGGGCGCUUAACCUGCCUCGGACAUGAGCUCGCAAACCGAUACGAACGCACAGGACAGAUAGAAGACCUCGAAGAAGCGAUUCGCCUCUCUUACCAGUCAGUUCAGGCCACUCCUGAUAGCGAUCCUGGUUUUCUAGGGCGCUUAAACUGCCUCGGACAUGAGCUCGUAAGCCGAUACGAACGUACAGGACAGAUAGAAGACCUCGAAGAAGCGAUUCGCCUCUCUUACCAGUCAGUUCAGGCCACUCCUGAUAGCGAUCCUGGUUUUCUAGGGAGGCUCAAUAAUCUGGGAAAUAAUCUCGCAAGUCGAUACGAACGCACAGGACAGAUAAAAGACCUCGAGGAGGCGAUCCGAGUGCAUCUUCAGGUUGUUCAGGCCUGUCCUGACGACCACCCUGAUCUGGCAAGGUGGUUAAGUAACCUUGGAAGAGAUCUAGCAAAUCGAUACGAUCAAAAAGGCCAGACAACAGAUCUCAACGAGGCGAUCCGGGUAUCUCGCCAAGCAGUUCAAGCUACUCCUGAUGGCCAUCCUGAUAUAGCUGGAUUAUUGAAUAAACUCGGAAACAAGCUCGAAUGUCGAUAUGAUCGAACAGGACAAACGGAAGACCUGGAAGAGGGUAUUCAUCUAUCUCGUCAAGCCGUCCAGGCUACUCCCGAUGGCCACCCUGAUCUUCUAGGGCGCUUGAAUAGCCUUGGGAGCAAGCUUGAAAAUCGAUACAAACAAACCGGACAGAUGAAAGACCUUGAGGAGGCUAUCCGUCUAUGUCGUGAGGCAGUUCAGUCAACUCCUAAUGACCAUCCUAACCUAGCAGGGUGGUUGAAUAACCUUGGGAGUAAGCUCGAAAGUCGAUACGAACGAACAGGUCAGACAGAAGACCUUGAAGAGGCGAUAUACCUAUAUCACCAGGCAGUUCAGCGCACACCUGAUAAUCAUCCUAGUCUGGUAGGAUUAUGGGAUAUCCUCGGAAAUGGCCUCGAACGUCGACACAAAUAUACAGGGCAGAUAGAAGACCUCGAGGAAGCGAUCCGUCUGUCUCGCCAGUCAGUUCAGGCCACCCCUGGUGAUCAUCCUAAUCUUCCAGGUAGGUAUAAUAACUUAGGAAACAAGCUCGGAAGUCGAUACAAUCAAAACGGACAGAUGGAAGACCUCGAGGAGGCGAUCCGGGUGUCUCGCCAGGCGGUUCAGGCCACUCCCGAUGGCCACCCUGAUCUUCUAGGGCGCUUUAAUAACCUUGGGAACAAGCUUGAAACUCGAUACAAACGAACCAGACAGAUAGAAGACCUUGAGGAGGCUAUCAGUCUAUGUCGCAAGGCAGUUCAGGCAACUCCUAAUAACCAUCCCAACCUAGCAGGGUUGUUAAAUAACCUUGGAAACAAGCUCGCAGGUCGACACGGACGCACAGGACAUACGGAAGACCUCGAGGAGGCGAUCCGGGUGUCUCGCCAGGCAGUCCAAGCCACUCCCGAUGAUCAUCCAGAUCUUCCAGCUCGGUUAAAUAACCUCGGAAACAAACUUGAAGGUCGAUACAAUCAAAACGGACAGAUGGAAGACCUUGAGGAGGCGAUCCGGGUGUCUCGCCAGGCAGUUCAGACCACUCCUGUUGACCAUCCUGAUCUUGCAACAUUGUUAUACAACUUUGCAAACAAACUCGAAACUCGAUAUGAACGCACAGGACAAAUGAACGACCUUGAAGAGGGGAUCCUGGUCUCCCAACAGGCGGUGAAGAUCAGCCUAGCACCACCUCUUGUUCGGAUUAUGGCUUCUACAUUGGCCCUUCGACUCUUUCUCAAGCGAGGAGAUCAUGAAGGUGGCUAUAAACUAUCUGUUGAAGCUAUCAAUAUCCUUCGGCUGGUUCACACAAGGUCCUUGACGUUACAAGAUCGACAAUAUGUCGUUUCGCAUGCGUCUGGCUUAGCAACCCAAGCCUGCUCUCUUGCCCUUCAAAUUGGGCAACCCCUUUUCGAAGCUGUACGAUGGUUAGAGACAGGACGUGGUGUCAUCCUUAGUCUUCUUAUGGAUGACAGGAGUGACACGUCUAAGCUAAGGAAGGCGAACCCCGCUUUGUGUGCUUUGUACGAACGCCUUCGCCUCGAAGUCAAUACUUCAACGGUGAGCACCACAUCACAUAGAAAGGGAAAAUCCUUCUCCAUCAGACGGCCAAAGGCAAUCGAGGAGCUCGAAAAAUGCAUACAGGAUAUACGACAGCUCCCUGGCCUCGACUCUUUUCAACAGGGCAUUACGGCGGAGCAAUUACAGGAUGCAUCCAAUGAGGGGAGUAUCAUUGUAGUGAACAUCACUAGCCUAAGAAGCGAUGCUAUCAUCGUCUCUGCAUCCGGAAUAAGCCUGGUCCCUCUUCCUCGAUUUGGGGAGGUUGAGGCGCAGAGUUGGGUCAACCAGAAGUUGACUUCAGCUUCAUCUAAGGAACGUGGUGUGAACAACAAAUCAUAUCGCCGAUUUUUGACCUGGCUUUGGCGGGAGUGCGUAAAGCCUGUCCUCACUAAACUUGGUCACUCUGUGCAAUCUUCUCCGGCUCAUUUCCCUUUCACGCUGCGGGUGACACCUUUCCAGGAGAGAAUACAUUCUGUCGCGUACUAUCUUCUUACGCCCCUUCGAUUAAGGCGCUCUUACACGCCAGAGAGCGGGUUUCUAUCUCUAUCCCAUCAGAAAAACCCCCCCUCAAAGCUACUCAUGGUUACCAUGGCCAACACGCCCGGCGCUGGUGAUUUACCUGGGGUAAAGGCUGAAAGAUCUACAGUCCUAGCAGCACUUGGAACAACAGUUCAAGUGGAAGCUCUCGACCAACCAGACUCCGCAAGCGUUAUGCUCCAGAUUCAAGAAUGCAAUAUUGCCCAUUUUGCUUGCCACGGUACCUCAGACUCGCUUGAUCCUUCUCAAAGUGGCCUUCUACUACAGACUACCAGUCCACAUCCAGAACAGGAUAUCUUGAGUGUCCUGAAACUUUGUGAAAAUCAUCCAACGCUUGGAGAGAUAGCAUACCUCUCUGCAUGCUCAACUGCAGAGAACAGGGUGGAAGAGCUUGUGGACGAGGUCCUCCAUGUGGUGAGUGGCUUCCAGGUUGCCGGAUUCAGACACGUCAUUGGGACUUUGUGGCCAUCUGAUGACAGUGUGUGCGUGGAGGUUGCGAGGUCGUUCUAUACUGAGCUUUGCCGGAACGGUGCUCUGGAUUAUAGUGGCAGAGCUGUCGCGAUGGCGCUUCAUAAAGCGGUUUCCGACGUUUCUAAGAGUGUUGACUAUCGAAACCGGCCGUUACAUUGGGCCCAGUAUGUCCAUUAUGGUGCUUAA
Messenger RNA from Penicillium manginii, 5133 nucleotides. RefSeq lists its product as uncharacterized. Bases 1 to 5133 code for a protein of 1710 amino acids. The record is from RefSeq and is a predicted model, not a curated record. The transcript has 2 exons. Gene Ontology annotation, molecular function: protein binding. NCBI's taxonomy places the organism in Eukaryota, Fungi, Ascomycota, Eurotiomycetes, Eurotiales, Aspergillaceae.